Messenger RNA from Neurospora tetrasperma FGSC 2508, 903 nucleotides. RefSeq lists its product as uncharacterized. The record is from RefSeq and is a predicted model, not a curated record. Bases 1 to 903 code for a protein of 300 amino acids. The transcript is spliced from 2 exons. Lineage: Eukaryota; Fungi; Ascomycota; Sordariomycetes; Sordariales; Sordariaceae.
AUGAACAACCACAACUUCUCGAAUUCUUCCGCGCUCGCCGCGUUGCUUCACGCACUUCUUUCUACCUUCUACGAAGCUGCCAUCAUGACAAUCAUCAAACUUGACUCCUUCCUCCUACCUCUUUGGAUGUCAACCAUCAUCUCCAUCGACAAAGCCAUCGCCUCUACCACCGGCCUGUUUGCCUCUGGCGUUGGUCCUGCCUUCCGACUCUCCACCAACUUCGGCAAAGCGCUUCGGUGGCUGGCUGAGCAACUGCUACCAACAACAACAACAUCAGAAGAGGAAACCAACAUGACGCAAGAGACCCUCGAUUUCCUGGAAAGCAGAAUCCGGUACCUCGGCAACUUCUUCGACGCCACCAUCGCCUCCAUGGCCACCACCAAACCUCCCUCCUCACCCAAGCGCGACCACUCGGCCACAUCUUCGUUCAACAACACCUCCUCCACCCCUGUCCGUCACACCCCAGUGCGGUCACAGGCAUGUUCGGCACAAGACUACAACGUUCCUGAUUCGGAAGGGCCUGAUUUCGAAACCAUGUCGGUGUUAUCCGACUUCUACCCGUCUGAUGAUGACAUCGACUGGUUGUCAGACCAGAUUGUUGCGAGAGCCGCGCGUGCUGCCGCAAGGCGCCGCGCUUCUGACUUGGUGCUGGUGGGAGCUUCGGGGCUCUCCGAAGCAAGGGAGGAGAAGAUGCGCGAAGAAAAAGCGUAUCUGGUGUGGAAGAGAGGAUACGACGAACGCCUGGCCAGGGAUAUGGCUACCAGAGCCGUCGAGAAAGCGAAGGAGGAAAAGAGGCUGAAGGCACUAGAUGCCCACCUCGAAAAGCAGAAGCAAGCCAGGCUUGCACCUCGAGGCCCGAGAGUAAUCCGGGACCCAAUUUCGGGGCGCGUGUUCUCCAACUAG